This is a messenger RNA of Seminavis robusta, 1677 nucleotides long. NCBI's taxonomy places the organism in Eukaryota, Bacillariophyta, Bacillariophyceae, Naviculales, Naviculaceae. The record is from the annotation of a GenBank genome assembly.
AUGGAGCUCAGCCAAUAUGAUCCCAACGUCAAGCCUGAUGAAGAUGGCAAGAAUCCCAAGCAGGAGAUAAUCUUGGAAAUGAAUGAUGGCAACCAGGACAACGAUGCAUCAUCGGUAACAGCUGGUAUCCAACCGUUGCCGCUCCCCCAGACAAACGAUACUUUGGUUGCUGAUGGUUGUCCAGGUGCCUUUGCCGUUCAAUCCUUUCGUUCCCGCCCCGCCGCCUCUGGCACCGACGGUUUCCCUGCUUUAGCCGCCCAUGCCACUGCGACGGACACAACUAUGGAAAGUGAUGGGAACAACACUCAAGAUCAAGAUCACCACCUGGUGGAAGCUCAUGUAGUUGUCGACAUGGAGGUGGAGGACAACACUCCUGAUGCGGCAACUUCUCCUGCAACCACUAGCAAUGACUCCGAUAUCGUAGUGGUCGCAGAGGAGAUUGUUGCUGGCAAAAAGGCCAAGCAAGAUGAGAUUUUGUCUACUGGCUGCUCACGUAACACUACUGGUACUCGAGUUGCAUGGCUAGCUGUUGGACUGACAAUCAUACUGGCUCUAGUGACUACAAUUGUGGUCUUGCUCUUUAUGAUGAUGCAGAGUAAUGCCGACACCAGGAAAACGAACGAUGGGCCAGUCGAGGAUCUUGUGUUGGUCAACAAUAACACCAUCCUAAACUCAACCUCAAAUGCUUCCCAAGAAGAGACAUGCUUCCAGUCCUCACAAGAUCUACAUGAUGCCAUUGAUGCCUACAUCGCUGAUGACAGUCCCAAUUCGAGUAUCUCAGAACAUUAUGGAUGGCCCAUUGGUACGUGGUGCGUCACUAAGCUUCGAAGAUUUUCAUUUGCCUUUCAGAUAGGUAGAAUGCGAGACCCCAAUCUCAAUGCGGAUCAAGCAAACCAUAUCACUGAACAGGCUGCUAAAUGGUCUCCUGCCAUUGGGGGGUGGGACAUGUCCCAUGCACAAGACAUGGAAGAAACAUUCCGUGGGGUUCAGAAUCUGUCGUCUGCAUGGGGAAUCCAUCAUUGGAACAUGACUGCCAUGGUGAGCUUGAAGGCUAUGUUCAUGUCCACUCGAUGGAGCCAAGAGGAUCCACUGGAUUUGAGCUCCUGGGAUGUUUCCAAUGUUCAGUCCUUCAAUCAGUUGUUUCGAAAAAGCAAUGUGCAACAACAAGCAAAUAUCUCCAAUUGGAACACUGCCAAGCUAGUCAAUAUUGGCCAGUUUGCCGACCGUGCCACUCAAUUCAAUGAAGAUCUGUCAGCAUGGGAUACCCGAAAGCUCAAGACUCUUCACAAGGCAUUCGAAGACGCUCGCAGCUUUGACCAAGAUCUCUCCCGAUGGCAGGUUGGUUCCCUCACCAACAUGAACAGUGCCUUUGAAGAAGCUGCCAAAUUCAACAGUCCCUUGAAUACAUGGGAUGUCUCUCGAGUCCAGUCGAUGGUGCAGACAUUUGAAGAAGCAAAACAAUUCAAUCAAGAUAUUUCUGGUUGGAAUGUAUCGUCUGUCACGGAUCUCAGCUUUGCCUUUAAGAAUGCGUCCAACUUUUCUCAAAAUCUCUGUUCCUGGGUGUCAUUGUUGCCAGCCAACGUUUCCGUGAAACAAAUGUUCCGGCACACCAAUUGUCCCAAUACUUCUGAUCCUGUCCUGUCGGAGGGUGGCCCCUUUUGCUUCAAUUGUGGCUAA